GAGAACAGAGAGAGAAAUCUCUGUUACAGAGAGAGAGAUUUCCCUCUGUGGUUCGGGUGGACCAAAUUUUUCCUCUCUCUUCGGGUGGACCAAGUUUUUCCUCUCUCUGUUACAGAGAGAAAGAUAGAUUUGUAUUUAGAAUUUUAAUGGAGUUUGGUAAUAUUAUUGUUGCCUUCUAACUUAUGAUUGGAUCAUUUUCUGUCAGGUACUAUCACCUAGUGGCUCAGAAAUUUGCAAUCUCCAUUGCACUUUGAAGCUUUAAGAAAAGAACAAAUGUCUAAGAAGAGCCAACAUACCCUUGCUGGUCCAUCAACCCAAGAUGAGAAGAAGAGGAAGGCCAUUUGGAAUGAAAAAUUGAUAGAGGAGUUUAUCGAUAUAUGUAUUGGUGAAGUUGAAGCUGGUAAUCGCCCAGGAACACAUUUCAAUAGGUUAGGGUGGGCCAAUAUAAUUAAGAAAUUCAAUGAGAAGACUGGAAAUCAAUAUGACUACAAAAAAUUUAAAAAUAAGUGGGAUAACCUGAAAGCAAAUUGGAGCAUUUGGAUGAAAUUGGUGGGAAAGGAAACAGGACUUGGAUGGGAUCCUGUUAGAAAUACAAUAGAUGCACCAGAUGCAUGGUGGGAAAAAAAAUUGCAGGAGAUUCCUGAUGCAGCUAAGUUUCGAGAACGUGGUCUACAACAUGCCAUAAAAUUGGAUAGGUUAUUUAGAGGUACUAGUGCCACUGGGGAGGGGGCCUGGGCACCAGCUUUACUGGUGCAGGAGGAUGUUGAGGACACAAUUGAAGUAUAUGAGAGGUUGGAUGGGGUUAAUAAUGAUACAUUUGAGGGCUUAGGUGACUCAGAUGAGGACCAUCAUAUGAUUGCAUAUAAAAUUGAUGAUGUUCCCACUGAUAAUUUUAAUGUUAACCUUACUCUUGCAUCUGAUGCUAUCCAAGAGAGAGGAAAGAAAAGAGUUAGCUCUACUUUGCAUGAUAAGAAAUGCAAGAAGGUUGGGGGUGCUGCACAACUAUCUCAGCAAUUGAGUCGUCUUAUUGAUGCAGUGGAGAAGAAAAGUACAGUGCCAUCCAAGAUGAUUGAUAAACCUGGACGUAGUAUCGAUGAGGUGAUGGACGUAGUGCAUAUGAUGCCUGAGAUGGUAGCACAACCUGAACUGCUUUUGAUUGCUGCUGAGGUGCUCCUUAAAAGAGAACAUCGAGAGAUGUUUAUGGCACUCCGAGAUACCAAUCUUCGAAUUGAAUGGCUCAAGCGAAUGUCAAACUUACAUAAGUAGUUGUUGACGUACUAUCAUGGCAAUAUGUUUUGUAGUUUUAAUUAUGAACUUCUAUUAUAGAAUGAUGAUGGACUAUAUGUAUUUGUGGUAUCUCUUGGAUAAUGUAUCGUGGAUGCUAUUGAUUUUAUGGAUAUUAUAGAUGUUAUGAUUUUGUGA
Messenger RNA from Phoenix dactylifera (date palm), 1422 nucleotides. The record is from RefSeq and is a predicted model, not a curated record. NCBI's taxonomy places the organism in Eukaryota, Viridiplantae, Streptophyta, Magnoliopsida, Arecales, Arecaceae.